This is a messenger RNA of Prorocentrum cordatum, 912 nucleotides long. The record is from the annotation of a GenBank genome assembly. Lineage: Eukaryota; Dinophyceae; Prorocentrales; Prorocentraceae.
AUGGUUUUGCAAGAGUUGCGUGGGCCCAGCACGAUACCCGUGGUGGAACCACGCCGACUCGAGGGCGUGCGCCAGGUGCAAGCUAGGCAAGGGGCUGGUCUUCAGGGGGUACUGGUCUUCCUCAAGCAGCAGAGCGACCUCGGCAAGUUCGGCUACUGGGGGGAUUGCGUCCAAGCCAACAAGAAAUUGGCUGCCCAGGCGCGAGGGGGCGAGGACGUCCCCAUGGAGCCCGCCGAGGUUGGGGAUGCCACCGACGCCGCCGCCAAGAAUCGGCUGCAGGAGGUGGACGAACUCAUCCAGCGGCUCAAGGGCAUCGAGGAGCCUGCCGUGGUCGAGACGCGCACAACGUUGUUGGCGGAGCAGGCCGAGCUCAGGGCCGAGGUGGCGGCGUCACGACCUCUUGGGCAGCGCCUGCGGGAGCUGGGCGCGCAGUUCACGAAGCAGCAGAAGUUGCGAGAUGGCCAGCAACGCCGGCUCGACGGUUUGCAGGCGCAGAUCCGAGAGCUGCAGGAAAAGGAGCGUGCCACCCUGGACAAGCUGGCGGCCUUGGAUGCCAGCAUGGAGGAGCUUGGCCUGGAGAGGAAGAAGCUGCAGGGUCAAGUGCCGACCCCUGACGAGCGGCCCGCCGUGGACGAGCCGAUCAAAGGGGUCAAUGCCACGCUGGAGGGGCGCCUUCCUCGAGGCGUGCUCUUCCAAAGCCUCGGGGCAGAACGCCAGCUGGCAGGGCGCCUCACCGCCAGCCUCGAGGAGCUGCGGCAGCUGGAUGGGCAGGAGAAGGAGAAGAAAGCGGCCGAGAAGGAGCGUGAGGCGGCCGAGAAGCAAGCCGAGGACGCACCGGGCGCCGCGGAUGCACAGGAUCCCGAGUUCCUGGCCGAGGUGGUCGCCGCGGGCGGCGAGAAACACGAGCUGGAG